This is a messenger RNA of Aplysia californica (California sea hare), 1153 nucleotides long. RefSeq names its product jhy protein homolog. NCBI's taxonomy places the organism in Eukaryota, Metazoa, Mollusca, Gastropoda, Aplysiida, Aplysiidae. Gene Ontology annotation, biological process: axoneme assembly. The record is from RefSeq and is a predicted model, not a curated record.
GACUACCACCCCAGCAGCGACCUUGACCGCGCCGACAUCCAGUACGUCUCCCCACGUGACCGGUACUCGGCCGACGAAGCUCUCCGUGCCCUCAGCGACUCUCGCACAGACAUGAACCCGUACGGGAAGGUUCCACCCAUACCCCGCUCCAGCGAAGGCGAGCACCCUUCUUCUGCACCGCCCGAUCAGGGAGGAAGUUACAUGGACUCGUACCUGAGAGAGAAGGCGAGACAGGGAGAGAGACCGUGGUACCGGGUGUACGGACUAAAGGACUACCGCAAGAUGCAGAAGGAAGUGAGGCUGGGAACGCUGGGACCUGAUCUAGAUACUGUGGAGAAGAAGGAGAGGAAAGAGAAGGUGAGCCGACAGAACGAGUACGCCAAACAGGUGAUGGAGAAGAACAGGACGGAACUGGUCAAGAAAAAACCUCCCGCUUUUCCCAGGCCUAAGGAGGAUGAUGACAUCAUCAACAAGGCCCGAGUGGCCAAAGAGUACGCCAAGACGGUGCCGAAGCCCACGGUGAAGGCUCACCCCACACAGUUCAACAGCUACGAGCUGUCCUCCGAGCAGUCGCCGAUCGCCAAACAUCACAAGACGCCGUCGGAGGCGGGCUCACCCACGGGGAGUCAGAGGAUGCUGGGCAAAAGUCCUUCACAGAAAAACAACAAGAAGCCGCAGAAAGAGAUGGACGUCCUUGACAUUGAGAAGUUACGACAGCGCUACGAGGAAGACAAGCAGAACGAGGCUUUGAUACGCAGAAACUCUGCGACAAACAGGGACUACUACUGACACACUGGCGCACGCACAUAGACACAUGCACAGACACACACGCACAGACCCACAUGCCCACACACACACACACACUCACACACACACACACACACACACACAGCCUCCACCAUCAAUGUCUUUCUCCUUGAGUCUACACCAACCAAUCAAAUGUUGUUCAGCCUCAGACUUCCAUGCUGUCCGUUCCAUCGCUGGACCGACGUCACUUUCCUUGUUGUAGGAAUGGAAAAAAAGUGGAAUGUGUCGCGACGUGGUGGUAUCAGGCGCUUGGCAAUUUUUAAGGAUGUAGGGUUACGGGUUUGAUCUUAAAGCUUGUUCGUUUGCCUUGUUUUUGGUGGAAAAAAUAUCCAUCUAUGUUGAAAAG